UUUACUAUUUUUUUUUUAAUGACGUUACGUGCGAUAUGACACAAGUGCAAUUUAUGCAUUUUGCGAGGGAAGUAGCCUCUGUUUCUCUCUUUCACGAAGAAAAUGAUGCAUACAAAGACAAGAAAGAUAAUAUAAACAACAUUCAAAACUAGCAAAUAUCAUUAAAAAAAAAAAAAAAAAAAAAAAAAAAACUCGAUAGAUGCAACCGGCUCAUGCAAAUUUGUGCUUUAUCACGUUGAUAUAAUUAUAUAAAAAUGGCUUCGGCAAAAAUCGAAUUCGCAGUACCUAUGACAUGUGAGAAAUGUGUUAAUGCAAUUCACAAAAGUAUAGCAGACCUGAAGGGUAUUCGAAAUAUUGACAUAUCAUUGGAACGUGGUACUGUUAUUGUUGAAACAGAUCUAUCUUACUCUAUCAUACAAGAAAGGAUCGAACAAACUGGAAAACAAGCAGUGUUGAAAGGAUAUGGAGAUGGAUUAAGUGCUGUGUCAAUGCUAGGUGGGAAUUCGGGAUACAGUGUUGGUAAUCUGAUCAAAGGUGUGAUAAGAUUUGCACAAACUCCAGAGGGAUGUAUCAUAGAUGGUACAGUUGAUGGCUUAACUCCAGGAGAACAUGGCAUACAUAUACAUGAAUGUGGUGAUAUAUCUAAUGGCUGUGAUAGCGUAGGUGACCACUUCAAUCCAAAUAAUUCUCUACAUGGUGCUCCUGAAAAUGAUCUAUUUGAGAGACAUAUUGGUGAUCUUGGUAAUAUCUUAGCAGACACUACAGGCAGAGCUACUUUUCGGAAAAUAGAUAAGUUCAUUAAUAUACCUGAUAUCAUUGGUAGAUCACUUGUUAUCACCAAUGAUCCAGAUGAUUUUGGAAGAGGUGAUGGUCCAGAAUCUAAAAUAAAUGGAAGCAGUGGAAUUAGGCUGGCUUGUGGUAUUAUAGCCAGAUCUUCUGGAUUAUUUCAAAAUACGAAAAAGAUUUGUGCAUGUGAUGGCCUUACAAUAUGGGAUGAAAGAGAUCGGGCACUUGCAAAUAAUCAUGGUAUCAAAAAUUAUACAGGAUUGAAUGAGAAAAUAUGCACAAUGAUUUGAAUACUCUAGAAAAAUAGAGAAUAUGCUUCUGAAAAUUUAGUUCUAUGUCAAAAUUUAUUACAUAUUGUUGAUUACUGUUGAUUAAUUUUAAAAAUUUAUUUAAAUCUAAAUCAUGUUGAUGACAUUUAAUAACUGCAAUUUUUACAGUUUUCAUACAUAUUUUUUAUUGAAACUAUAAAAAUCAAAAAUUUCUAAACUAAAUAACUUUCAAUUAAUAACUUAUAAUAAACAUUUUUCGAAAAUUUAA
Molecule: messenger RNA, 1323 nt
Organism: Nylanderia fulva
Lineage: Eukaryota; Metazoa; Arthropoda; Insecta; Hymenoptera; Formicidae
Gene: Ccs
Product: copper chaperone for superoxide dismutase
Biological process (GO): superoxide metabolic process
Molecular function (GO): copper ion binding
Source: RefSeq, a predicted model, not a curated record